This is a messenger RNA of Sinocyclocheilus anshuiensis, 1566 nucleotides long. RefSeq names its product O-acetyl-ADP-ribose deacetylase 1-like. Gene Ontology annotation, biological process: peptidyl-glutamate ADP-deribosylation. Bases 161 to 655 code for a protein of 164 amino acids. The transcript has 6 exons. The record is from RefSeq and is a predicted model, not a curated record. Lineage: Eukaryota; Metazoa; Chordata; Actinopteri; Cypriniformes; Cyprinidae.
GCACUCAAGCCUUUCAAUACAAUUAAUUUAAACUUGCACUCAAAGCAAAAGAGAAACCUGCUUCUUUAUUUACAGUGAUUGACCUCGAACGUUUAAAGGGACGUAAAACACACAUCAGCUUCAUUGUUGUGAAAAUAAUACCAGUCAAGUCCCUGCUCAAAUGUCAAAGGAAUCUGAUGGACAAGAUCAUGCGGAUGAAGGUACGGCAAAACUCCCGUGCAGCUCAGGAUGGUGGCUGCUGCACGAGAGAGGAGAUUUGUUCACCUGUCCGCCCACCAAUGCCCUGGCGCACUGCAUCAGUGAAGACCUCCGAAUGGGGGCAGGGAUCGCUGUGCUCUUCGAGAAGAGGUUUGGUGGAGUUGAGGAGCUUCUGGCUCAGAAGAAACAACCUGGGCAGUGUGCUGUCCUUAGAAGAGCUGGUCGUUUCGUGUACUACCUGGUCACAAAGAAAAAGUACUACCAAAAACCCACCUAUGACAUUCUCAGAAAGAGCCUUGUGUCUAUGAGGGAACACUGCUUGGCCAAUGGUGUUAACAGUAUAUCCAUGCCUCGGAUUGGCUGUGGGCUGGAUAAACUGAAAUGGGAAAAAGUGUCUUCCAUUAUCACAGAAGUCUUCCAGGACACAAAAAUCUCCAGCACUGUGUACACAAUCUAGACCACGGCAGGUCUGAAACUCACAUUAUUUCUUAACUGCUCUUAAAGAAUGGUUGGAGGAUGGCUUAUUAUUCCACUGGAAUUUGACUGUUUAUGGUGUGUAGGGUGUUCAUUAGUCUUGUUUUGGGAAAUAUAAGCUCUUAAGACAGUUCCAGUUAUAUACACUAAGAAUAUGUAGUUGUUUUCCCCUAAGUUAGAUUCCAUUGUUUUUCCAUCCUCCUGUUGCAUCUCUAAAUUGUAUGAAUGUUCUUUUCACCACUAGAGGGUGCGAGUUUCAUUUGAUUUGUUUGAUAAAUGAUGCUUUCUAGUUCAUAUUUUACCAGUGAAUUUCACUAAGUUAAGUGUACCUCAAAUAUAAAUGCACUAUAAAUGUCCCAUAAAUAAUAAUUCCACCAUUAUUCUGAAAUCCUUAUUUCCAAUUGAUUCUUUAGUACAGUGGUUCUCAACCCUGUUCGUGGAGCUGUGUCUCAUUUCGAAGGCUGUGUCCUCCACAGGUCGCAUUAGUCAGCCGCAUAUGUCACAGAUCCUCUCUCAUUUCAGAAAAGCAACCAUUAUAAAAUUCACUGUUAGUCCUCAUGAGGGAUAAUUACAGUAAUUUCUGUCUUUGGAAUGUAAUGGUCGACAUAAUGCCGGCAAAUGCGACCUCUGGCUGGUGCAGCCUUUGAAAUGAGACACAGCGAAAAUGUGCUGUUUUGGGGGGACUCCAGGAACAGGGUUGGGAUCCACUGCCUUGGUAUAUUAUAAAUAGCAUUGAAAAGCAUGCCGUCUUUAGAUUGUGAUUAUGAUAGGAAAUUGACUCAUGUUUACUGUUUUACAUACAAGGAGACUGUUCACUAUGCCAAUGUUCAUUAUAUCAUUUCAAAAUAAUAAAAAAAAAAAUCAUUUAAAAAGACAAAAUUAGAAUAUUUAAAC